Molecule: messenger RNA, 13111 nt
Organism: Microplitis mediator
Lineage: Eukaryota; Metazoa; Arthropoda; Insecta; Hymenoptera; Braconidae
Gene: Rbcn-3A
Product: dmX-like protein 2
Exons: 23
Coding region: 55-10257 (3400 amino acids)
Biological process (GO): vacuolar acidification
Cellular component (GO): RAVE complex
Molecular function (GO): protein binding
Source: RefSeq, a predicted model, not a curated record
AGUUACAACAAUUAAAAUAUGAACUGAAUAAAUAAUAAGUAUACAAUAAUAAAUAUGAAUCGCCAUCAGAUAUUGAGUGGAGCCUGCAAUGCAGGCGACCGCUGUUAUGCUGUCGGCUCUGUUGAAGGAAUAUCAUUUACUGCAUAUGCGGCAGGCUGUAAUAUUGUCAUACUUGCUAGUAAUUUCGAAAGAGUUCAAAUAAUACCAGGAGCUAUUCAUAAUUACAUUAGAAUAAGUUGUCUUGAUUGUAGUACAGACACUGGAAAAAUAGCAGCUGCUUAUGAAAAUCAAAUUUGUAUAUUUGAACCGACUCCACUUAUUCACAGCACUUGCUCACAUCAACUGGAGUACAGAUGGGUUCAAACAGGAACUUUAUUAACGGAUUCAAACAUCACAUCGUUGUCAUGGAAUUUAGAAGGAACUCGUUUAUUAACUGGUGGGGAGCUUCUGCAGUUGUGGCAUCAAAAUAUUCAACCAUUUCAAGAAGAACAAACAAAAGCAAAAACACAAACGGAAGAAACAACAACAAAAGAAGCCGAACAAAAUGUUACGGGAAAUUCAUCACAAGAUCCCGACGGAGUGACAUUUUCUAUUGGCGGGGAAGCAGAAAGUCCUGGUCCAGGUGAUUCAGCAGCUGCUAAUGAUCCAGGAUCAUGGAGCUGCGUUUGGAAAUGCCGGACAGCGACUCCAGUUCAUCUGAUGAGCUUCAGUCCUGAUGGUACUUUGUUUGCUACCACAGGACGUGAUGACAAAUUAGUUAAAAUAUGGUUUGAAAAUAAAAAUCUUUUUCCAAUGCGAAGUAUGGAUCAAUUGAGUUACUGUCAGUCGUUGUUACACGACAGCUAUAGCUUUGUUUACAUAGCCCAUCCACGCGCGGUGACACACUUAUCGUGGCGGAAGACUAGUAAAUAUAUGCCGAAGGGCUCUGUAUCAAAUAUGCUGGUGACAUCAUGCCGUGACAACAUAUGUCGCGUUUGGGCUGAAACAAUACCACCCGAGAUCGAAGGGCUGGCUAAUAUGAGCCAAUUCGAAGGCUCCGAUAGACAUGGACACCAUGGUAAACAUCGUCAUCACAGUAUGCACAAGCAUCGGUUUAUGCAACGCCUUAAACACAUGAAGACAUGUUUCCAUAUAAGACGUCAUGCUAAACAGCAGCAGCAUCAAGCUGGUCAUUCCGCGCCAACUCUACCUACCUUACCUUCGACCUACUCCGUUCAUGAUUUCCACAAUAAUUAUCAAGGUUUUGGUCACUAUCCUGGAAUGCACUUUCAUUUAGCUGCCAGCAUCAACGCUGAAACUGAUAUCCCACUGGUACCAAGUCUCAUUACCGGAGAUCCAGACAGAGAACCAAAUUUUAUAUUACACUGGUUAAAUAAUAAAGAAAUGUACUUUACUAUGCAAGCGGAAGGUAUUCUUCAGGAACUUACGCGAAAAGUAGUAGAAAAAGAAGAAGGCCUACGUAACCACGAAGCAGAUCAUGCCGAGCAUGAUUCCGAGGACGAACAUACACCAAGCAACAUCUUAUCGUGUUACGGUUUGGCGCAUUCUUUAGAGAAAGGUCCGAGGCACCAGUCAAAUAAGUCAGGAGUCGGCGGUAGGACGACAAGUCAAGAUGAGCAUAGCAGUGAUGAGCAUCACACAGCACAUACUGGAUCUUCACAUCACAGUUUACCGUACAGUGGACACUCUCACCAAAGUCUGAGCAAUACUACCUCGAUAAAUUCAAUAGCUACAGACGCAACGUCAACAAUAAAUCAUACACCGGACUCACUGGACACUAAAAUAGAAACUUUGCUACGUGACUGGCAUCACAAUCCUGAUCUUUUAUUCUCAAUUCAUCCAAUUGACGGGAGUUUUUUGAUAUGGCACAUCGAGUGGCUCGAUGAAUAUCACCCAGGUUCAUUCAGACAAGCUCAGAUAUCGUUUUCUACGCGCAUACCCAACGCAUUUCCUCUAGGUGAUGCCUCGACAAUGAGCCACAAUGUAUCUAUGUAUUCACACAACACGGGUGGGCCUCUUCUGAGUAUACGAGAAGUAGCGAAGUCAGUGUCAAAACCAACUGAUCAUCCUGAGGUUGCUACCCCACUACCUAGUCUUAUUGAACAGGAUGAAGAUCAGUCAACGUUGACUUCAAAAGCUGGACAAGAAUUGUUGCAAAAUGUCCAAACAUUUGCUACUUCCAAAGACAAUAAUGCGACGAAUGCUGGAGAAGAUGCUAAUGCGGAAGCUACCAAACAGGGUCAAGAUGCUGUUAAUGAUAUGCUGAAACAUCCGAGCCCGAUGGUUUCAAUGGUUUCGAAACACUCUAAUGGAACUUUGAAUCUUUGGCAACUGACUUUUGGGGACAAAACUAAAUUUUCCCAAGUAUUGAGUAUCGGACAUGCUUGUCGGGCUUCAGGUCAUCGGUUUCGUGUCAAUGAUAUUACUUGUCAUCCAGUUUUACCUCUAUUGGUAACAACAUCUCAUCACAAUAUUCCCGAAUUCAAUCCUCCGAACCCGGACAAUGCAGACAGUGAGACCAUUGGAAAUCAUAAUAAUCAAUCUCACAGUAAUGAUUUAUUAUCAGUAACUGGUUUUUGCAGUGAAUUAAUUCUUUGGCGCGUCGAUCCAGUCGGUCCAUUAUCUAAAAGUGGCGGAGUAUCUGAACUAGCGCGUAUUAAUUCACUUGAAAUUUCAGCAUUCAGCAACGUCGCGUGGAUUCCCACAUUAUUGCCGAGUACAACCUUAGGAAAUCUUUCAAAUUCCGCGAGUGCCUGUUUCGUCGCCAGUGACGGUCAAUGUUUACGGGUUUACCAGGCAGUUAUCGAUGCCCGGACACUGCUAGCGGAAGUGUCAAUUAGCGAGAGAAAAAGCCGUAUGAUGGAUUCCAUGGCAAGUUUGUCAACAGACAUAUCAUCAGAUGACGGAGUCCGGCAUUCUAUUCACGACAGAAUAAAAAUAGUUUCGCAGCAGUCGACUGCACGGCCAGGUUGCAUAAUUCAACUUGACGCCAUCUCCGACGCAACGCAUGACUGGCAAAAUACCCAAUUCCUUCAUGUAUUUCAAGAGCAACUCAUCACCGGGGAACGUAACGACGAAAAACAACCUGGAGUUGACCCAUCAGCCAAUGAUCUAGGUUUGAUGGAGUCGACUCUUGAUGCGAUGGUUGAUCUCCAGCAGUCAGCGAUCUUCGAAGAACCUUUUUACAUCGUCGUGCUCGAGAGAACUACCAAAGGAUCUACUGUACACAUGUGGCGACUAGUUAUUGCUUCCCAGCCAGAAACAAAUGGACUCACUGGCUCAAUGAUGUACGUACCAGAUUCUCACUUAGUCCAAGAUGAGGACGAAGAAGGGACUCCAGGUCGGCAUUCUGAAGGCAGACGAUCACGCAGACAAAGUCAGACAACUGGUGGCAGAAGUAGGAGAUCAAGUCAAGCUGAUUAUGAUUCUUCAUUCGCUCAUCAUCAUCAUCAUCACAAUAGCCAUGUGCUCAUAACAACAACAAAAGUAUGUACCCAAGAAUUACCACUUCCCGAUGGUGUUGAAGUCGUUCACGCAUCGCCAGCCGCCGGACAUCUCAGCAGCUCAUCAAUUUAUCCGGCUUGUUUUGCCCCUUAUAUUAUUGUUACCGCGUGCAAUGACAGCACUGUACGUUUUUGGAAGUGCAAAGUAACUAAAAAUCAAGAUGAUCAACUGUCAUACGAGUGGUGCGAAUGGGAAAUGUUUAGAAAGGAUCAAGAAUCAGCAAUUGACAUAUCGGGAACACCAUUAAAUGUCAGUGCUGCUUAUAGCGGGCGUAUUGCCUGUGCUUACAAAUACGGCAAAUCAUUUACACGUCCAACAAAAGCUGAUCCAGACUCGCGUUACGUUAAUUUAUGUGUUGCUAUUUAUGAAUGUGAAAGUACUGGUGGCAGUGAAUGGAUACUAGAGGAUACUAUUCAUCUUAAAAAUAUUCAUUUACCUCGUAUACAAGUUGACCAGCAUUUAGACUUGAGUUAUUUAUAUGACAGUAGAUUUUUACAAAAGAAACAACGUUUAAAUCAAGUCUUACAAACACUCAGCCAUGAAGAUAUAAGAUCACCAAGAAAUGGUGACAAUAGUGAAGCUAAAACUACUGCUGGACUAUUGGCAGUGCCGUCAUUUAGUACACUGCAGUCAUUACGUAAAUCAAUUAUUGAAAAUGGUAACACUUGUCCGUUAACUCAAAAACAUUUAGUUCAACUUGACUGGGUAUCAAAAGAAGACGGUUCUCAUAUUUUAACAGUAGGCGUUGGUUCUAAAAUAAUGUUAUUUACGCCAGUGUGUUCGGAUCUCGCUCAAGCAAACAUGAAAGCAAUGAAAGAAUCGAAAAAUAAUAAUCGUCCAAUAUUAAGAAAAACUUCGUCACUUGCGCAGCCUCAAUUUGUCGAUGAAAUUCGCUGGAUGAAGCUGAGAAAAAUUCGGCUAACAACAGCCGAUGGAUUACCGCCACUGCCAAUGCAAAUAUCUUGGGUACGUGAUGGUAUUUUGGUUGUAGGAAUGGACUCCGAAAUGCAUGUUUACUCGCAAUGGAAACCAAACCCGAAAAAUGAGUGUCUUCACUCAGCUCUGCAGCACCAAGAGUCUGAUGAAUUUCAGGCAUCGCGGAAUUUACGCGACGAGGACUUGAGAACUUUAGCACAAGAGACGUCGCAAAGAAGACUGGCCAAUGUAUCAUCAAUACCUCAUUUGUCUCGUGUGAGUAGUAUUAAUUUGACGAUGCUGGACAUUAAACGUAAACGCGGACUACAAAACGACACUGUGACAUUUGAUUACAUGCCGGACUACGGAUUAUUUGAAGCUUCGCGUAUCGCUUGUCCAGUUUUACCUCAGUAUCACCCGAAACAGCUCAUGGAACUUUUACACUGUGGAAAAAUACGUUGGGUAAAAGCUAUACUCGCGCAUCUAGUUAAGUGUAUCGCUACUACUUGCGGUGCUAAACAAGACGACGAAAAUUAUUCAAAACAACGGAGCGGAUGGACACGCACACGUACUAUGUCUGUUAAUUACACGGGAACAAGUUCACCUCUUGAGCAGCGGGGAUCGACGACACAAAUUCCUGAAGAGUUUUUGCUCGAUUACGCGGAGAUUGUUUUCAUAACACCGCUGCCACUUUGGCGUUUGCUGAAAGCUGAUAAAGAGUCAUCUGCUACGCAGACGCAAGACGAAGAUAAGCAGGAUUACAAUGAACUUUUUGAUGGUCACAUUGAUGAAGAAGAAUCAUUGGAUGCUAUGUUAGAGGAGAGUUAUGACAGCUCACGGCAAAUGGAUCGUAGAUCAUCAAUACCCGAGAAACAGAGCGGUGCUCACUUUGGACCACGUGAAGGUCGUCAGUUAUCCCAAAUGUUGACGCACUCUCAUCUACCAGGACUGUCUAGUUUGGACCAGAUGCAUUUACUUGCUCUCGCUGACACUGUGUCAACUUGUGACGUUGAUUUCGCCGAACGGUUCGCUAUCGAUGCGGCAAAGACUGCGAUAGCUAAAGAAAAUCUCACUGGUAUUCCAGACAGCGAAAGUGUUUCAACAAAUUCCCUUGAUGAUUGUGGCCUAAGAUUUCUUCUUGCAAUGAAACACUACAAUUAUCUUAUCCGUUGCCUUCCACUGUCACAACGCGCACAAUUUCAAAAACAAGGAGUAUCAACGAACAAUCUAGUAUGGGCAUUUCACUCGGAAACAGAAGAAGAAUUACUCGGAUUAAUUCCUUCGUACGCUAAAGGUCAACCCAAAUGGUCAGUCCUCAAAGAACUUGGUGUCGGUUGGUGGAUUCGUAGCAAUGCUGUUCUUAAAACUUGCAUUGAAAAAAUAGCUAAAGCUGCAUUUCAGCAAAAUCAAGAUCCACUUGACGCUGCAAUUUAUUACUUAGCAAUGAAAAAGAAAAAUUUAGUAUGGGGUUUAUUUCGUAACAAACGUGAUGAACGCAUGACUUCUUUCUUUGCUAACAAUUUUACAGAAGAUCGUUGGCGAAAAGCGGCAUUGAAAAAUGCGUAUGCGCUAUUGGGUAGACAGAGAUUUGAUCACGCAGCUGCAUUCUUUUUACUAGCUGGCUCUCUACGUGAUGCAAUUGAAGUUUGUUUGAAUAAAUUAAAUGAUAUUCAGCUCGCGAUGGUAAUAUCGAGACUCUACGAAGACGAUAUAACUUCGACGGAAUUCAAACGUCUGUUGUAUGAAGAAAUUUUAGGCUGUGAAGAGAAAAAAACAGUCACGGAUUUAAAUCGUGUGCAUCCGGAUCCAUUUUUAAGAAGCAUGGCGCUCUGGAUGUUGAAAGAUUACUCAGGAUCAUUGAAUACUCUGUUGCUGACUAAUGUAGGGACACUGCACUCGCAGUACAAUGAUGAGUCUGAAAAACCCGAGGGUGCUACUGCUAACCCAAAUGUAUUUAACUUCUAUGUUUAUCUUCGUACACAUCCGCUAUUAAUUAGACAGUACAUUGCGUCAACUGCACAAGACAAAAAGAAAGCGUCAGUAAUGUUGUCGGGAUUUAGCUAUGGAACAGAAUCGAAUAAAAGUCAGCCAGACAAACAGCUUACUCUUGAAGACAGCAUAACACCUUUGGAAAGACAAUUAUACUUUACAACAGCUCAUGCUCAUUUCAAAGCUGGAUGUCCUGCGCUGGCACUUGAGGUCUUGUCGAAAUUACCCAACAAAGUGAUGGAAACCAAUGGCGAGGACACUCCAAGUCUCUUGAACAGCCCGAACAAAUCUCGAGCACAAAACUCGUUGAUAGACACAGGCAUGAUGAGCUGGGAUGCUCCGCAGCAAGUUGACAAACCAGCGGAAUCAAGUUCUGGGAUGGAUUGGGGCAGCUCGGCAGUUGACUGGUCUCAGCCAAUUAUCAAAGAACCUGAUGAACUUGAGCUCAAGUGGGACGAUGAUGAACCUGCUGAAGACGCUGAAAGUCCGCCUUUGAGUAUGGAUGUAGAGAAGAAGACUGAGGAUUCGAAACAGCAGAAUAAAAGAGCAGACUCUCCAAAACCCGUAGGGCAACUGGAUAUAAUGGCCCAGCAAUUGAAAUUCGUGGCAUGUUUAAAAAUUUUAAUGGAAGAACUUUCGACUCUUGCUACGGGAUUCGAAGUCGAUGGCGGUCAAUUGCGGUAUCAAUUAUAUAUUUGGCUAGAACGAGAAGUUGAUGCUCUCAGACAACUUUGUAAUUACAGUGUAAAUACUGAUGGAGAUGUGUCCAAUAUUAAUGAAUAUGAUGGUACUAUGGGUGAAGAUGUCGGACCUUACAAACCCGGUGAACAAUUAACGUUGCACGAAAUUUUAUUGUCUGAAAAAUUUGACUUUGAGGCUAAAGUUCAAAGAGCAGCAAGACGAAAAAAAUGGUUAAAAGCUAAUGAAACAUUAUUGAGAACGAUGUUGUCUUAUUGUUCAUUACACGGUGCAUCUGGAGGUGGACUAGCAUCAGUAAGAAUGGAAUUAGUUUUACUACUUCAAGAACUACAGCAAGAAAAAACCCAGCAACAACUACUAAGUCCUUUACCUUUCCCAACAACUUUGCCGCUUCUGAGUGCAAGUGUCGCUUGUAAUAAAACAGUUGUUGCAGAUCCAGUAAGACAUUUGCAGUCUCUCGCAUACGAUAUGCUUCAAACACUCGUAGAAUUACGUAGCCCACCAACUUUGAGUAACAACGGCUGUUACUAUGAAAUUUUUACUUUGCGUGAUUUAACCGUAGCCUUGAGUUCUUGUAUCUAUCAAUCGCUUUGUGAUUCCGACACAACAAAAAAUCAACAACCAGAAAUAUUUCCAGCAAUUGCCGAAGUUGAAUCGUUCUCCGGAGGUCAUUUGGUUGCGUCAAAUAAAAUAACGCGUCGUUAUUCAUUAGACGAAACUGUAACAAUAACAACUCCACCGUCCAAGUGGCCUGGAGUUACGAAUCUUCGUGCUCUAUUGGCCCGCGAGAAAGACGAAGACACACCAAAGCUAAAUAUACUUCUGUGCGAGUCCUUUGUCUCUACAUACAUGAGCCUCUUUGUCUAUGCGUUAGCAAGCUGUGACAGUCAUUUGCUAUUCCGUCUUGUGGGUCAUCACUUUGACAACAACACGUGGUCAUGUUUAUUUGGCGGUGGUGUUAAAAAAUUAGUACGUAUUGCAAGUACUAACCGUAAUGACAGUGCGUCAAUUGUUGUUGAACGCACUGACAGUAUUUCCGGUGAUAUUCAAGCUGCUGCUGGUGGUGUUUGGAAUACAAUGACGUCAUUGACUAAACAACGUGUUAAAUUAAAUAUGAAAUUAUUGGGACAGUUCACUGGACAAACACCGAAUAUCAAAGAAGACAAACCGACAUAUCGCGAACAAUUUGUAUCACCGCAAAUGAGUAUGGUAUCAUAUUUUUUAAUGAAGCCAAGAAUCGAAAGCGAAUAUGCUGAUGAAAUAGACUAUGAUUCGUCGGACUCGGCAGUAUCAGAUCUUGGGUCAUCGGAAGAAGAAGAAGAUGUGUUUGAUACGAAUGCUAAACCAAAGAGUAAACCAAAGGACAAUACUGAGCAUUUAAAUUCAAAUGGUUACAGCUGGUGUGUAAUGAGAUUGGCUAUUGUUAAAAUACUUAAGCAGCAGCUCCAAGAUUUUUUAAAUGUUGCUGGUAUUGAGUUACAAGAAUUACCGGUGAGCAGUCCACUUAUACACGCGGUAUUGGGUGUUGUUGCACAGUGGGAAGAAUCACUCAGAGAAGAACUAGAUGCCAAGGGACCACCGCCGGCAAAUUAUAUUCUUGGAUGUACACCUGAUCCUAAUCCGUCACCUAGCAAACCCGCUAUUCAUAAAUAUCGCGCACUUUUAGAAAAAGAAAACACGCCUUUUAAUACACGUCUUGCGAGUGCUGCUCCAGUUAACCGUUUGUGGUGUUAUCUGGUAAGGCAAGAGUCUGUUCAAGAUAUUUUCAUUCGUGCGGUAUUUGGUAAGCAUCGUUCAUUGUCAGCGAUGAUGGAAAAUGCGCAGUCUGCUGUUGAUAGCGCGACACGUAAUGGUAGUGAAGAUAAAGGAAGUGAUAGUGGUACGACAAGUCUUCCUGAGCCUGUUAGGAUUAUUCAUAAAGAACAAGAUAGUAUCAGUGCCUUUUGCCUUAAUCAGGUUAAUCCUGGAUUAAUGGCUUUAGCUACGCCACGAGAAGUACAAGAAAUGGAUAUAUCCUUAUUAUUAGAACUUCCAUCGUGGCUUGAAGAUGAAUGUGAAUUUGAUAUUAUUAAUUUAAAUAAAUCUGUUGAACCAGAACCCGUUCAGCCAACUAGUUUCUUAGUCAUACAAACGGCUGCUGAUAGACCAUUGUUAGCACAAAAUCCAUUACCAAAUACUCCACAACCACAAUCAGGAAUUGCUAGUCAGAGUGGACGUGGAGCAAGCGUGAUGAAGGGGAUGCCCGCUUUUCCUGGCUCCCACGACCUGCGCUUCUGUCAGUUUGUCGCUGAUAGGAGUAAACACUUAUUGAAGCCGAUACUCAAGCACAAAAUUGAUGGAAUAAGAAGAGUAUCAGCACAUCCAUUAUUACCUCUGUACUUAACUGGAUCUCAAGAUGGAUCUGUAUCUUUAUGGGAAUGGGGCCAUCAAACAGCAGUAUCAACUCCCAGACCAGCUGGAACAUUUGCUAAAGUAACACGUGUACAUUUUUCACAACACGGUAAUAAAUUUGGAGUAGCCGAUUCAGAUGGACAUCUCAGUUUAUUCCAAGUCGCGUGUCGUGAAGGAACAGCGCGACCUUUCUUUAAUUAUCAAUGCCACAGUAAAGUAACUGCUGACUUUGUAUUCCUGGGAGCUUGCAGUCUUGUCGCAACAGCAGGGCACGGUUCUGAGGGGCGUAAUGUCGCUCUCUGGGAUACAUUACUUCCACAAAAUAAAUCACUCGUCCAAGGUUUUACGUGUCAUGAUCAGGGAGCGAGUUCAGUAAUUCUUGCACCCCAGCAUCAAUUAUUAAUAAGUGGUGGUAAGAAAGGUGAUAUUAAUAUUUUUGAUGUACGACAAAGACAACAGAGACAUCGAUUCCAAGCUCAUGAAUCAGCCAUUAAGUGCCUGGCACUUGAUCCACAGGAAGAAUUUUUUGUUAGUGGAGCUGGUGAUGGAGAUAUAAAAGUAUGGGCUCUCACUGUACAUUCUUUAUUGUAUUCCUUUCCCGGUGAACAUCCUCGAUCAAGUUUCUUUAAAAAUAUUGGCCAGGGUGUGACACAAUUGCAUGUAGAUUCAGCUGGUCGUUUAUUCUCGUGUGGGGCAGACGGUUCAAUGAAAGUUCGUCAGUUACCUGAACGGGAUUGCGUAGUACAUACAUUUUAUUAGGACUAAGUUUAUUAUUUAAUCAUAAAUAACUAGUUGAGUAAGUAAAAAAAAGUGGGUAAGAGGCAAACCAAAAUAUAUAAUAACAAUUACCAUAAAAUAUUUAAACGUAAUGGUUAAAGUCAAUGAAAAAAAAAAUAAAUAAAUAAUAAUACCAAUAGUUAUAAACAGUAGAAGUAUUAAAAAUAUAUUUUUGACAAUCAAAUUUAAUUUGUUUUCAUAUAUAUUUUUAAAAAAUAUUUAUUUUGUCUUACAUUAAAUUUCUUCCAAUUUAUUAAAUCACUGCCAAAGUUAUUGAAGUAUUUCAUCUGUAAAUUCAAAGUUAAAGUUAAAGUUUCAUUUUUUUUUUCCCUGACUAUAACCAUUUACGGUCGACGCUAUCGCUUGAUAGAUAAGUAAAUAAUUGCAGGUUAAUUAUCAAAGUCUCUAUGAAUAAAUUUAAAAAAAAGUUAUAAAAGUAUAAAAAAUCUUUAAAUAAUCCAAUUGAUAUAUUGUAGCAUGUAAUGGCAAUUAAAUCAUCUUUGCGUUUUAAAAAUAUUUUACUCGCUUUAGAUGCAUUUGAUAUGCAAUCAAUCAUUAGUAUAUAUCUAUAUAAAUAUUAAAUAACACUAUUAUUUUAAAUAAUUAUUUUAGAAGGCAUUUUUGCAUCACAAGAUGGCCUAUUUAAAUUUAAUAAAUUAUCUGUAACAUUCUACUCUUCCUGUGUCUAUUUAAUAAUCAUUUAUAUAUAUAUAUAUAUAUUAGACUGUGCCAAAUAGAAUUGAUUUUUUUUUUGGUCUCAUACGGAAAUUACGUUGAUUGUAACAUAAAAAAAAUGGGUAUCAAGUUGGGCCUCCAACUCAAUUAGAAAACGCGCGCACACUUAAAUGAUAUUUCCCGUUUAAAAAACAUGGGAAAAAUUUUUAACUUUGAAGCUUUGACCAUAAUUUAUUUUUGUAGAGAAUUAAUCGCUCUAUAAAAAGGGUCUCUUCUAAUGUUUUGAUAAAUCCAACCGUUCAAAAGUUAUUUAAGGGAAAAAAGGGUCUGAGAUACAAAAAAAAGAGCAAAUUUUCGUGAUUUUUUUUUUCAGAGUACCUUCGUUAUUGAAAUUCUUAAAAUUUGAGACAUUAGUAAGCAACAUUCCAAGAAUAUUCUGCUAAAUUUUCAGAAAAAAAUAUUGAAAAAUAAGCCAGUGGUAGUGGGGAGAGACGAGUCACCUCAAAAAAAAAAGUCUUCAUGCCGUAGGCAGGAUAACUCAUGACUGCUUCAUCUGAAAUAAAGAAAUCAAACAGAUUACUUUAGUACAUAAGUUUAUCUUGGAUUUGAACGAAGGAAUAAACAAAAUAUCUAUUUUUGAAUUUUCGGUAAAGGUGCAAUCAAAAAACUCUGAUUUUUGCCAAAAAUUUCUCCUUUUGUUUAAUUAAAAAAUAAGUAGUUAUUAAAAAAAAAAAUCCUUCGUUCAAAUCUAAGAUAAACUUAUGUACCAAAGAAAUCUUUUUGGUUUUUUGAUUUCAGAUGAGGCAGUCAUGAGUUAUCCUGCCUACGGCAUGAAGACUUUUUUUUUUGAGGUGACUCGUCUCUCCCCACUACCACUGGCUUAUUUUUCAAUAUUUUUUUCUGAAAAUUUAGCAGAAUAUUCUUGGAAUGAUGCUUAAUAAUGUCACAAAUUUUAAGAAUUUUAAAACCGAAGGUACUCUGAAAAAAAAAAAUUACAAAAACAUCCUCUUAUUUUUGUAUCUCAGACUAGCGAGCGCGCGUUUUGUAAUCGAGUAUGAAGGUCCUACUUGAUACCCAAAUUUUUUUUAAGUCACAUGACCCAAGAAAAAAGUAUCGAUUUUAUUUGUCACAGUCUAAUAUAUAUUUAUUUUUAAUCUUUCAUCCAUUGAAUGAAAAAAUAUUUAUCAUCUCUCCUUCUUUUAUAUCAAUAAUUUUCUUCAGUACUUUAAAUCUGACUGCAUUUUCAGUAGCAUGAGUAGACUUGCAAACAAAUAAAAAUAUACAAUAAAAAAAUAAAUAUUUAAAAAGUAUAUACAGUAAUAAAAUAUAACAGAUAUUUUUGUUGACUAUAAAUGUGUGGAGUAUUGCAGCUUUCAAUCAGGAUAAAAGAACCUAAACAUAAAUAAAAAAAAAAUAUCUCACUCUAUUCUAUUAUCUAUUUACUCUACUGUUAAAUAAAUGCGUGAAAUGAUAAUUAUUAUAAUAAUAUUACAGAGUUAUUUAUAUUAUAAUGAUAAUCGAUUGAUGAUAAUAAUAAUAACAAUAAUUGUAUAUUAAUUAUUCGACGCUGAAUUGCAUGAUAGACGUUAUCAUUAACAGCCAACAAUUUCAAGUAACCAAGUCAUCAAUAAUAUUUAAUUAUUAUAUUUAUUAAACCAUGAAAGUAAUUAACUAAUAUAUACAAUAAUAAUUAUAUUUAUUUAUUUUAUUUAAUAGCAAAUAAUAAAUAAUUAAAUAAAUUUGUUACUUGAAAUUUUAAUGAUAACGUAUUUAAUUAGGCACCAGCUUAUGAGUAAUCCGUUGGACCCGCAUUCAUUUUUUAAAUUAAACUUAAUUUUAUUUUUACUUUUUUUGUUAGCUUUGAUAGUUGACUUUAAUUUAAAAAAAAAAGUUCCCGCUUUUAGUUAAAAAUAAAAUGAAAUUCAUAAAAUUAUGGUUUAAUUUAACGCUCAUUUAAAUGAUAAAUUAAUUGAUUGAUUGAUUUAUUAAUUUAUAAUUUAUAUACAUUGUACAAUAGUUUACUUAUAUUUAUAUUGUUAUUAUUUUUUUUAAAAAGCCGCAGGUAGGCAAUUACACUAUCAAUAGCAGAGUCAUUACGCUUAUCCAUUAUUCGUAUAUAAAUAAUUUACAGUAUGAAUAUUUGACAAAAAAAAAAAUAAAA